Messenger RNA from Naegleria fowleri, 1593 nucleotides. RefSeq lists its product as uncharacterized. Gene Ontology annotation, molecular function: 6-phosphofructo-2-kinase activity; fructose-2,6-bisphosphate 2-phosphatase activity; ATP binding. Gene Ontology annotation, biological process: fructose metabolic process; fructose 2,6-bisphosphate metabolic process. The transcript has 4 exons. Gene Ontology annotation, cellular component: cytosol. Lineage: Eukaryota; Heterolobosea; Eutetramitea; Acrasida; Naegleriidae. Bases 1 to 1593 code for a protein of 530 amino acids. The record is from RefSeq and is a predicted model, not a curated record.
AUGAGCGAACAACCACCAAACAACAACACUACCACCUCCAACACAACACCUCACAAGCCUCUUCCUUCUCUCCGAAGAAACGAUAGCUUUGCGUAUCAUGAACUUGCAAAUCCUCAAAUUCUUCCUUCCACUCCGAUCACUCUCCAUCAAGAAGAGGACGGAAUUUCAGCACCAACAACUUGUUCCGAUAAUGUACAGCAUAAUUUACAGAGAAGAAAAAGUAAACAAUCUCCUUCUAAACAUUAUGUGAUUGUGAUGGUUGGAUUGCCUGCAAGAGGUAAAUCAUAUAUUGCAAGACAAUUAGCAAAAUAUUUAAAUUGGCUGAAUAUUGAGUGUAGAGUCUUUAACGCUGGAGAGAAGAGAAGGGAAUUAUUGGGAUCGGGUCAAUCUUCCUCCUUUUGGGAUACUGCCAAUAAAGAGGGUCAAGAACAAAGAAAGAGGAUUGGUAUGAUCACACUGCAUGAACUUGCGGACUGGCUCGAACAAGAAGAACCAGAACAAUCGAAAGCUCAAUUAUAUGGAAGUGGUAAUUAUGCUGAAGAGUACAUUAAACGAGAAAUUAAAUGUGGAAUUUUUGAUGCCACCAACACGACCAUUGAAAGAAGAGAAAUGAUCAUUCAACAUUUAACAGAUCCUACUCAACGUAAAUACCCUCUCGAGUUGAGCCAUAUCAUAUUUGUAGAAUCCAUUUGUGAUUUACCAGAAAUUAUUGAGGCGAACAUUCGAGAUAUUAAAACAAAAUCUGCUGACUACAAAGGAGUACCUUCAGAGGAAGCCGUCAAAGAUUUCAUACAAAGAAUGAAGGCCUAUGAAAAGGUUUAUGAAACUAUUUGCGAUGAGAAAGAGGGCAAAUUGAGUUAUAUUAAGAUGAUUAAUGUUGGAAAUAAGUUCAUAUUGAAUAGAAUUGGAGGUUACGUUCCUGGUAAGGUAAACCAAUGCUUGAUGAACAUUCAUUUAACUCCACGUGUUAUUUGGCUUUCUCGUCAUGGUGAGAGCAUGGAUAACAUUAAAGGAUUACUUGGAGGAGAUUCGAAUUUGAGUGAUAGAGCAGAAAGAAGAACACAAGAAAUUUCUAUCGACAAGCCUCCUCUUGAUAACAUGAUGGUUUGGACAAGCUUAUUGAAGAGAACUCAACAAACCUCUCAAUAUUUUAAAAAGGAUGACGAUUUUAGAGUUGUUCGUUGGAGAUGUCUCAAUGAAUUGGAUGCUGGAGUAUGUGAAGGAUAUACCUAUGAACGAAUUAAAGAAGAAAUGCCUCAUGAAUAUUUAGCAAGAGAAGCAGACAAAUUUAGAUACAGACCUCAGAAUGGAGAGAGUUAUCUCGACAUGAUUUAUAGAAUUGAACCAGCCAUUACAGAAUUAGAAAGACAAAGAUGUCCACUCUUAAUUAUAGGUCAUCAAGCUGUAAAUCGAAUUCUUUAUUCUUACUUGACAGGAAAUAGACCAGAAACAUGCACAAGAAUUCCAAUACCUCUUCACACUGUCAUUGAAAUUAUUCCUAAUGCGUAUGGUUAUGAGGAGCAUCGUUAUGACCUCAACGAUGAAGUACAACGAGAAUAUGAAUUGUUUUUACAAAAAACAGGUCAAAAGUAA